UCUCCCUCCACGAAGAUGUCCCAGUCAUCUCCAGCUGAUGAGGGCACCACGUUUGAGCACCUCUGGAGCACUCUGGAGCCAGACAGCACCUACUUCGACCUCCCUCCAUCCGGCCACGCAGGCAGCAACGAGGUGUCCAACCGCACAGAGGUCACCAUGGACGUUUUCCAGCUGAGGAGCAUGAACGACUCGGUCAUGUCCCAGUUCAAUUUGCUGAACAACAGCAUGGAUCAGAGCAUCGGCAGCAGAGCAGCCUCCACCAGCCCCUACAGCUCCGAGCACACCUCCAAUGUCCCAACGCAUUCUCCCUACUCGCAGCCCAGCUCUACCUUCGACGCCAUGUCCCCAGCUCCUGUCAUCCCCUCCAACACUGACUACCCCGGUCCCCACCACUUUGAGGUGACCUUCCAGCAAUCCAGCACCGCCAAGUCAGCCACCUGGACAUACUCCCCCCUGCUGAAGAAGCUCUACUGUCAGAUUGCAAAGACAUGUCCCAUCCAGAUCAAGGUGUCCAGCCCUCCACCCCCAGGCACCAUCAUCCGGGCCAUGCCAGUCUACAAGAAGGCAGAGCACGUCACCGAGGUGGUGAAGCGCUGCCCCAACCACGAGCUCGGCCGCGACUUCAACGACGGGCAGUCUGCCCCAGCCAGCCACCUCAUCCGGGUGGAAGGAAACAACCUCUCCCAGUACGUGGAUGACCCGGUGACAGGAAGGCAGAGCGUGAUGGUGCCCUACGAGCCCCCGCAGGUGGGGACCGAGUUCACCACCAUCCUGUACAACUUCAUGUGCAACAGCAGCUGCGUGGGAGGAAUGAACAGGAGGCCCAUCCUCAUCAUUAUCACCCUGGAGACAAGAGAUGGCCAGGUCCUAGGAAGGAGAUCAUUCGAGGGCCGGAUCUGUGCCUGUCCCGGCAGGGACCGGAAAGCUGAUGAAGAUCAUUACCGGGAGCAACAGGCUCUGAACGAGAGCGCAGCUAAAAACAGCAACGGCAACAAGCGCACCUUCAAGCAGAGCCCGCAGGGCAUCCCAGCGCUGGGCACCGGGGUUAAGAAGCGGAGGCACGGGGAGGAGGAGCUGUACUAUGUGCCGGUGCGAGGCCGGGAGAACUUUGAGAUCCUGAUGAAGAUAAAGGAGAGCCUGGAGCUGGUGGAGCUGGUCCCGCAGCAGCUGGUUGACUCCUACCGGCAGCAGCAGCAGCAGCUCCUGCAGAGGCAGAGCCAGCUGCAAACACCGUCCUCCUACGGCCCUGUCCUGUCCCCCAUGAAUAAAGUCCACGGUGGAGGAAUCAACAAGCUGCCUUCUGUCAACCAGCUGGUGGGGCAGCCAGCACAGCACAGCUCCAGCACCACCCCCGGCCUGGGGGCCAUGGGAGCUGGCAUGCUGAACAGCCACCCCAUGCAGCCCAACGGAGAAAUGAACGGGGGCCACUCCUCCCAGUCCAUGGUCUCGGGAUCACACUGCACCCCCCCACCACCCUACAACCCUGAUCCCAGCCUCGUCAGUUUUUUAACAGGCUUGGGGUGUCCAAACUGCAUCGACUAUUUCACUUCACAAGGGUUACAGAAUAUUUACCACCUGCAGAACCUAUCCAUAGAGGAUCUCGGAGCACUGAAGAUCCCGGAGCAGUACAGGAUGACCAUCUGGCGGGGUCUGCAGGAGCUGAAGCAGAGCCACGACUACGGGGCGCAGCAGCUGCUCCGCUCCAGCAGCAACGCCUCCACCAUCUCCAUCGGCAGCUCGGGGGAGCUGCAGCGGCAGCGGGUGAUGGAGGCCGUGCAUUUCCGCGUCCGACACACCAUCACCAUCCCCAACCGCGCCGACGAGUGGGCGGACUUCGGCUUCGACCUCCCGGACUGCAAAUCCCGCAAACAGUCCAUAAAAGAGGAAUUCACGGAGGGGGAGAUCAACUGAGGGGCCUCCAGCCGGCAGCAGCGAGAGACCAAACCCUCUGGGAAAACAGAUUUUCAGCCUCGAGCCUGCAGGAAAGUGUCGUUUUGUUGUCCGGAGGGGAACUGCGAGCCUGGGGGAAGCAGCGCUGAGCCUGCGGGAGCGGAGAGCGCGGCCUCGGCAGAGGAAGAGGAAGAGGAGGGCGGCGGAGCCCGGGACGCGGGUUUUCUGCCUGCCCGGGAGCUCCAGCGUGUCCGGCCCGAGGAGCCUCCGGCAGCGGCGGCACCGACAGAGCAAGUUUUUCUCCUAGCGAGAACAACCCUCAUUCCUGCAUCCUCCGAGGUGCCCAAGCCCGGCAGGUCUUUAUCACUGUAAUUUAAGGACCUUCCCCCGCGCCGUGUUGUCUGUGCAGACGGUGACAGUUGGUCUGUGCCGGUGACUGGUGCACAGCACCACAACCUGCUUUCCUGACGGACUGCCAGCCAGAACCCCUGUCCUUCAGUUCUUCCUAGAGCAGAAAAGAACCUGUUUGUCAGUUCCUGAUGUGUUCAUGUACUUAAGUAUUUGUGUAUAUAAACAGAACCAAAUGUACAUACAGUGUACUCCUCAUCGUGCUGUAAGGAGCAAAAAAGAUUUAUUUUCAUGUAAGCUAUAAAAAUUGAUACUUAGUCCUGAGACACUGUAGUGUCAAGUAAAUUAAUUUCAUGUCCCAGCAUGUAAACAUGCAGAAAA
This is a messenger RNA of Apus apus (common swift), 2619 nucleotides long. RefSeq names its product tumor protein p73 (gene TP73). Gene Ontology annotation, molecular function: RNA polymerase II cis-regulatory region sequence-specific DNA binding; protein binding; DNA-binding transcription factor activity, RNA polymerase II-specific. The transcript is spliced from 13 exons. Gene Ontology annotation, cellular component: nucleus. The record is from RefSeq and is a predicted model, not a curated record. The coding region runs from base 16 to 1911 and encodes 631 amino acids. Gene Ontology annotation, biological process: apoptotic process; regulation of transcription by RNA polymerase II; protein tetramerization. Lineage: Eukaryota; Metazoa; Chordata; Aves; Apodiformes; Apodidae.